Molecule: messenger RNA, 1137 nt
Organism: Suillus subalutaceus
Lineage: Eukaryota; Fungi; Basidiomycota; Agaricomycetes; Boletales; Suillaceae
Product: caspase domain-containing protein
Exons: 16
Coding region: 1-1137 (378 amino acids)
Biological process (GO): proteolysis
Molecular function (GO): cysteine-type endopeptidase activity
Source: RefSeq, a predicted model, not a curated record
AUGUCGAACAUUCCUCCAAAGCCCGAAGGAAUUUCAAGGGCACUCCUUAUUGGUGUGGACAAAGUAACAGGUUUCCCCAACCUCCCUCAAGCGCACACAGAUGUGGCGAAAAUGAAAGAGUUCCUUAUGAACUUUCGUGGCUACCGCCCGGAAAACAUCAUCGUUAUGAUGCAUAGUAACAGUGUUUUGCCAAACUUAUAUCCUAGUAGGGUAAACAUACUCCGCGAGAUUGACCUUAUUGUCAAACGCACAUCCCAAUACGACCAGAUUUUUUUCUACUACACUGGUCAUGGCGACCAGGUGACUUGUAGACACAACACUGAACCCGACAACAAGGAUGAAGCCAUCCUCACCUACACGGGGAAGCGUAUCAUAGAUAAUACGUUAAAAAAACGCCUUGUUGAUCCAUUGCCUCACGGCGCCAAGCUUUUCGCGCUGUGGGAUUGUUGCCACUCUCACACAGUGCUGGAUUUGGAACAUUUCAAUUGCAACGGGUUAUGGCGGAUGCCUUUGAAAGUCCUGUCAGGUCUGGCAAGGAAAACCAAGAGCCUUGGCAAGAGGCUCAGCUCCAACAUCUUGAAGGAUAGCUGCGAUGGUCGUUUCUCAUCAAAGGAUGAUUCUCAAUCAAGAAAUGUAUCAUCUGAAACUGACGGCGUGGAUCUCUGCAAAGUGUCUUCUCCUGACUCAUACUUGCCACCAUGUUCAUUUAAUUGUCCUAUGACGCUCCCCGAGAACCAGGUCAUGGCCUACGUCGUUUCCUUAUCUGCAUGCAAGGAUAAUCAGUUGGCAUAUGACGACAACGCUACGGGUGAAACUGUGACGAAGUUCUUCAUCGACCACCUUGAGCACAAUCCUAGACCUUCUUAUUCCGAGCUACUCUGCUACAUACGGGGAAAGGUCAACGACAUUACUCGCAGGCGCAUACAACCGGCCAGUAAGACAUCUAAUCACCCGCAUCAUCUUCAGAGACUGUCGGAAAAUGAAGUCGAAAUCGAGGAUUGGCACAAAUGCGGUCACCAUAGUCACUGCGAUGACGGAAAUGUCGAUGACGGAAAUGACACUUCCACUUUGAGCUCUCAGCAGCCUUCUUACUCGAGCCACUAUCGCAUGGAUAUGUCGCAGAUCAUUGAAUUCUGA